Messenger RNA from Purpureocillium takamizusanense, 1856 nucleotides. It is a transcript of the gene SES1, whose product is annotated as Serine--tRNA ligase. Gene Ontology annotation, cellular component: cytosol. The transcript is spliced from 6 exons. The coding region runs from base 390 to 1610 and encodes 406 amino acids. NCBI's taxonomy places the organism in Eukaryota, Fungi, Ascomycota, Sordariomycetes, Hypocreales, Ophiocordycipitaceae. The record is from RefSeq and is a predicted model, not a curated record. Gene Ontology annotation, molecular function: tRNA binding; serine-tRNA ligase activity; ATP binding. Gene Ontology annotation, biological process: seryl-tRNA aminoacylation.
CUUCUCCGGCAGCGGCCAGCCUUGUGACUCAACCUGCACUGGUCCGCUACAUCCCCGAAUUGUGAUAAGGAUCGAGGUCGCCACGCUGACGCCAAACGAACCGCUCCCCGUCACAAUGCUAGACGUCAACGACUUCAUCAAGGAGCGGGGUGGCGAUCCGGAGAAGGUUCGCGAGUCCCAGCGACGCAGACACGCCAAUGUCGAGCUUGUGGACGACAUCAUCGGCCUUUUCGAAGAUCAUCGCAAAAGUUUGUCACUAUGCCGCCUUUCUAGCGUGGAGGUCGGGUGGGUGCUAAUGUGCACCCCUCUGUUGCAGCCCAGUACAGCGCAACUCAGGUGAACGGCAAGAUCAACGAGGUUCAGAAGCAGAUUGGGGCGAAGAAGAAGGUAUGCCGGCUGCGACGCGAUUCUGGGGCACGGGACUAAUUGUGAGGCUCCAGGCUAAGGAGAAUGCCGACGAGCUGCUGCAGCAAAAAAUUGAGCUGGAAAAGGAGAAGAAGAGCCUCGUCGAGUCUGCCGCAGAGAAGGAUGCCUUGUUGAAGACUAAGAUAAAGACGAUCGGCAACUACGUCCACGACUCCGUUCCUGUCAGCAACAAUGAGGACGAUAAUGCAGUCUUGCGCACGUGGCCGGAGGGCAUCACGCCCGAGAAGCGCAAUGUCCUCUCCCAUCAUGAGGUUCUCCUCCGCCUCGACGGAUACGACCCUGAUCGUGGAGUCAAGGUCGUCGGCCACCGCGGCUACUUCCUCCGCCAAUGGGGCGUAUUUCUCAAUCAGGCCCUGAUCAACUACGGCCUCGAGUUCCUCACGCAGAGGGGCUACACAGCCUUGCAGGCUCCUCAGUUCAUGCUCAAGGAGUACAUGGCCAAGACAGCUCAGCUCGAGGACUUUGACGAAGAACUCUACAAGGUCGUUGACGGAGAUGCCAAAAAUGACAAGUACCUCAUCGCAACGUCCGAACAACCAAUCUCGGCCUUUCAUGCCGACGAAUGGCUUAUCGCCAAAGAGUUGCCCAUCAAGUACGCUGGAUAUAGCUCUUGCUACCGCCGCGAGGCUGGUUCUCACGGCAGAGAUGCCUGGGGCAUUUAUCGGGUGCAUCAGUUUGAAAAGAUUGAGCAGUUUCUCCUCACGGACCCUGAAAAGUCAUGGGAGGCGCUUGAUGACAUGAUACACGUAUCCGAAGAGUUUUACCAGUCGCUGGGUCUGCCAUAUCAGGUCGUGGCGAUCGUUUCUGGAGCGCUCAACAACGCCGCCUCUAAGAAGCUUGAUCUGGAGGCUUGGUUCCCUUUCCAGGGCGAGUACAAGGAACUUGUGUCGUGCUCAAAUUGCACCGAUUACCAAUCACGCGCCCUCGAAAUCCGCUUUGGAGCCAAGCAACAGACGGACACCAAGAAAAAGUAUGUGCAUUGCCUGAACGCCACGCUCUGUGCAACGACGAGGGCCAUGUGUUGCAUCCUCGAGAACUACCAGACAGAAGACGGCCUUCGCGUCCCGGAACCCCUCCGCAAGUACUUGCCGGGGGCGCCCGAGUUCAUUCCGUUUGCAAAGGAGCUGCCCAAGGAGUCGACAUCCCAAAAGUCGCUGCCCCAGAGGACAAAGGGCCAGAAUUGAAGCUCGGGUUGUAGGCAACUUGCCGAUGCCAUGAUGCGUAGGGCAGGGGGGAACGUGGAAGUAACAUGGAGGGAAGAUGAUGGCCCGCGGGGAUAUAAAGUGUUUGUCAGCUAUAAUUUACCCGAUUAGGCCUUUUACGUGCUCGGCGGGCGAGUAAGUUAGACAUUUCCACGCCUUUCGAACUGAACUCCGUGGCCCAGUGGUCAACCCACUUAUUGCUCCCCGUGCCCACUACCCAAUUAGCAG